Molecule: messenger RNA, 1011 nt
Organism: Parnassius apollo (apollo)
Lineage: Eukaryota; Metazoa; Arthropoda; Insecta; Lepidoptera; Papilionidae
Source: the annotation of a GenBank genome assembly
AUGGAUCUUCCAGUUGUGGGUGAUUCAGACGAUGAUGAAAUGGUCUCCCACGAACUAGAGCAAAUGAGGAGUAUAUUGGAAGAGGCGAUUUUAGAAACGCGCAGCAUGCCUCUCGAAAAUCGACCGCGACUUCCCCGCAUACCCCUAAGCAAGCGAAAUCGGGCUGUCGUGAGGGCUCUUAACCCAAUGCUGGUAACCUAUUUGGAAGCCAGCCGGGACCUUUGCGAGACGGACUCAGUUCUUUUUGGCGCCGCAGUGGCAGCUUGCCGUAUUAUUGGCGCCAAACUUCCCAUGGCUGGACGUGCUACUAAACAAAGUAGCGCCAUCCCAGCCUGGAGAAAAAGAAUUGAGGACCGUAUCGCAAAGGCAAGGGCCCUUAUCGGCAGACUGAUAAGCUUCAGGUCGGGUAAUAAUAGACCGAGGGUUGUGCGCACCGUUAGAAUGGCGUUUGCUGGGACAAAUAUCAGUUUGUCCCAGCCGGAUAUCACGCAGAAACUAACGGAGCGCAUAGACGACCUGAAGCAAAAGAUUGCCGCUUGGGGGAAGCGGAUUCGCCGAUUUACCGAGAGGUCAAGGCGGUUCAACCAGAAUCGUCUCUUCCAGAGUGAUCAGAAGAGGCUCUACAAAUCAUUGGAGCGACCAGAGGUAUGUGGAGCGGGCCCAGGACCGGAUCAGGCUAACACUGUCGCAUUUUGGCGUGGCCUGUGGUCAGAGCCCGUAAACCACAGCGAGGGCCCUUGGACGGAAGUUGUGGCGAGUCAGUGUGCGAGUAUUACGCCCAUGGACCCCGUCAUCAUAACGCCGGAUGACGUAGCUGAGGCGGUCCGUAGAGCCCCGAACUGGAAAAGUCCGGGACUCGACGGACUGCAUCACUACUGGCUGAAGGGGUUCAUGGUGUGUCACGCUGUGCUCGCCCGUCAGUUUCAAGAGGCUCUCAACCAGAAGUCGCUCCCUAACCUCUUCACCACUGGGAUCACUCAUUUGGUUCCUAAAGACCAGAUAUUAACCUAG